This is a messenger RNA of Capsicum annuum, 1200 nucleotides long. Its product is annotated as glycine-rich cell wall structural protein 1.8-like. The transcript has 2 exons. The record is from RefSeq and is a predicted model, not a curated record. Lineage: Eukaryota; Viridiplantae; Streptophyta; Magnoliopsida; Solanales; Solanaceae. Bases 17 to 982 code for a protein of 321 amino acids.
UCAAGUACAAAUUCCAAUGGCGAAGUUUAAAGUUGUUAACAUUGUUUUCUUUGUGUUAUUAGGUAUAGGAAUAUGUUCAGCCGCUAGAACCCUCCUCACUUACGAUCAUGUAGGUGUUGGGGGAGAGGUAGGCGCCUAUGGUGCAGGUCAUGGCAUUGGCGGUGGUGUAGGUGGUGGUGUUUCUGGUGGAGGCUAUGCUGGUGGUGGUGGUGGAGGUUCUGGCGGAGGUGGUGGAUAUGCAGAUGCUGGUGACCACGGUUAUGCCGGUGGAGGUGGUAGUGGCGCUGGUGGUCGUUCUGGCUAUGCAGCUGGAGGAGACCAUGGAGCAGGAUAUGCCGGAGGAGGUGGCGGUGGAAGUGGAGCUGGAGGUGGCUAUGCAGGAGGAGGACAUGACGGUGGAUAUGCCGGAGGAGGUGGCAGUGGAGGUGGUCAUGCUGGCGGAGGCCAUGAUGGUGGAUAUGCCGGAGGAGGUGGAGGUGGAAGUGGAGCAGGAGGUGGUCACGCUGGCGGAGGACAUGAUGCUGGAUAUGCUGCCGGAGGAGGUGAAGGUGGUGGUAGCGGAUAUGGUGAUGGAGGGGCAUCAGAUGGUGCAUAUGGUGCUGGAGGUGGUCGAGGCAGUGGUGGUGGCGGUGGAGUUGCCGCAGGUGGAGCGCAUGGUGGUGAUGCUGGAGGAGGUACUGGUGGCGGCUAUGGUGCUGGUGGGGCACCAGGGGGUGGAUAUGGUGGUGGAGGUGGGCAUGGAGGUGGUGGUGGUGGAGCCUACGCCGGUGGAGAAGGAGGAGCCACAGGUGGUGGAUACGGUAGUGGAGGAGGAGCUGGCGGCGGUGCAGGAGGAGCACAUGGAGGAGCAUAUGGUGGCGGUGGUGGUAAUGGAGCUGGUGGUGGUGGCGCCUAUACCGGUGGAGGUGAGCAUGCUGGUGGAUAUGGAGGAGGUGCAGGAGGUGGUGAAGGUGGUGGACAUGGUGGUGGCUACGCCCCUUGAGCAGUCAUUCAAAUCACCAUUUACAAUUUAAAGUUUCCAUCUUCUUACCAUACUAUUCAGAAAAUAAUGUAAUGAAAUUGUGGUAGGACGAUGGUAUAUUUGCGAAGGCAAAAGAAGACAUGCAAUCUUAGUGUAAUAUCGUUCCCUUUAAAAGCAACAUUAAGAUAUAUGAUUUCUUGCAGUCUACGUAUAUUGAAGUGGUUGGCAAUAUUUUUCAA